AUGAGCAGCUCCGACGACGACAUGCCUCUUGCGAGGUCCAAAGGACAAGUCUCCUCCGCCAAAAUCUCAAAAGCCGUUGACAGAGACAUGGAUCGCACCGCAUCCAAAGCUAGGGCUGCCCCGCCCGGUCUCUCCAUUCGAAAUGGUCCCGUCGACGACGAGAUGGACGUCGAUGGCCCUUCCACCAACGGAUCGAAGCGAAAGUCACGGUCGUCAUUGCCCAAGAUCAACUACAAGGAUGAAUCCGAAGAAAGCGACGACGAUGUUCCCAUGGCCAAGCGACAAAAGACAAAGCAGAAGCCAGUGGACUCGGAUUCCGACGAUGAACCUCUCACGUCAAGAAGAGGCAAGAACCUGCCUCCUUCCUACAAGGAGACAGCCUUGCCAGACUCAUCCGACGACGACCAGCCCCUAGGUGCCAAGCUUGCGAAGAAGAAGGCCGAUAUCGAGAAGGCAGCCGCGAAAGAGGCUCGCAACAUUCGUGCCAACGAGUCCAAGACAAAGAAGGCAACCCCGAAGAAGGCCAUCAAGGAUGAGUCUGACGAUGAGCCUCUCGCAAAGUCAGCCACGAAGAAGCGUCAAUCAAACGGUGCUGCUAAGAAGACCAAUGGCAUCAAGGCCGAGUCCGAUUCCGAUGAGCCCAUCGCGGCCAAGGGCAAGAAGGCCGCAGCUAAACCGGCGGCUAAGGGCAAGGCUGCUGCACCUGCGAAGGGCAAGGCGGCUGCAAAGGCCAAGCAGGAAAGUGAGGCACCCGAGGACGAGGAGGGAGAGGAGUACGAGUGGUGGAAUGCGCCAAAGAAAGAGGAUGACAGCCAGAAAUGGACGACUCUUGAACACAACGGCGUUCUUUUCCCACCCGAAUAUCAGGCACUUCCCAAGAACGUCAAGCUGCACUAUGAUGGCAAGCCAGUCAACCUGCCCAUCGAAGCUGAGGAGGUUGCCUGGUAUUUCGGCUCUAUGCUCUCAUCGAAGCACAACGUUGAGAACCCGGUUUUCCAGAAGAACUUUUUCGAAGACUUCAAGCAGGUUCUGAAGGAGUCCGGUAAGCCUGCAACGGAUAAGCAGGGCAACAAGGUCGACAUCAAGGAUUUCUCCAAGAUGGAUUUCAACGCGAUGUUUCAGUACUCUGAGCAACAAAGUGCGGCUCGGAAAAACCGAACUGCUGCGGAGAAGAAGGCUGCGAAGGCCGAGAAGGACGAAUUAGAAGAGCCUUUCAUGUACUGCAAGUGGGAUGGACGCAAGGAGAAGGUUGGAAACUUCCGUGUCGAACCCCCCAGUCUUUUCCGUGGGCGUGGAGAGCAUCCGAAGACCGGAAAGUUCAAGAGGAGAGUGUAUCCCGAGCAGGUCACCAUCAAUAUUGGCAAGGAUGCCAAGGUCCCGGAAGCUCCCAAGGGCCACAAGUGGAAGGCCGUCGUUCACGACAACAAGGCCACCUGGCUGGCAAUGUGGCAGGAAAACAUCAACGGCGCGUACAAGUACGUCAUGCUUGGUGCUGCCAGCGCCAUCAAGGGCCAGAGCGAUAUGAAGAAGUUCGAGAAGGCUCGUGAGCUGAAAAAGCACAUCGACAGAAUUCGCAGAGACUACACCAGAGACCUGAAGAGCGAGGUAAUGGCUGACCGUCAGAGGGCUACGGCCGUUUAUCUGAUCGACAAGUUUGCUCUCAGAGCAGGUAACGAGAAGGACUCUGAAAAUGAGGCCGAGACCGUCGGUUGCUGCUCUCUCAAGUACGAGCACAUCACCCUGCGGGAGCCCAAUACUGUCAUUUUCGAUUUCCUCGGAAAGGACAGUAUUCGAUUCUACGAUGAGGUCACGGUCGAGAAGCAAGUCUUCAAGAACCUCAAGCUCUUCAAGAAGGCCCCCAAGGCUGACGGCGACGACAUUUUCGACCGCCUGACGACAACUCAGCUCAACAACCACCUGAAGAACUACAUGCCCGGUCUCACGGCGAAGGUCUUCCGUACCUACAACGCCUCCUUCACCAUGUCAACUCUCUUGAAGAAGCUCAAGGUCGAGAACCUGACGAUCCCCGAGAAGGUCAAGCUUUACAACGACUGCAACCGUGAGGUCGCCAUUCUUUGCAACCACAAGCGCACCGUUGGUGCUGCUCAUGAAGCUCAGAUGGAGAAGCUUGGUGAUCGCAUCAAGGGUCUUCGUUACCAGCAAUGGCGCACGAAGCUGAUGAUGCUGGAUGUCGAGCCCAAGACUAAGAAGAAGAAGGGUGCUGACUUCUUUGCUCGACCCGAGGAGCUGGAUGAUGAGUGGGUUUUGGAGCACCAGAAGUUCCUGGUGGAAGAGCAGCGCACAAAGAUCACCAAGAAAUUCCAGAAGGACAACGAGAAGCGUGCUGCUGAUGGCGAGAAGCCUUUCCCCGAGAAGGAGCUUAAGGAGCGCCUCAAGGCUGCCGACGAGCUUGCCGCCAAGUUCAAGAAGGAGAACAAGUCGAAGAAGGUUGAGGCUGAGGGCCGCAGUCCUACAGUCGAGAAGCUCGAUGAGCAGGUUAAGAAGAUCGAUGAGAGGAUCAAAGCCUUGGAGCUCCAAGCUGCCGACCGCGACGGCAACAAGGAGGUUGCUCUGAGCACCAGUAAGAUCAACUACAUCGACCCUCGUCUCACUGUGGUCUUCUCCAAGAAGUUCGAUGUGCCCAUUGAGAAGUUCUUCUCCAAGACGCUUCGUGAGAAGUUCAGCUGGGCCAUCAAGUCUGUCGAAGACGAGGACUGGGAGUUCUGA
Messenger RNA from Colletotrichum aenigma, 2727 nucleotides. It is a transcript of the gene top1, whose product is annotated as DNA topoisomerase 1. Gene Ontology annotation, cellular component: chromosome; nucleolus. Gene Ontology annotation, biological process: chromosome segregation; DNA replication; DNA topological change. Gene Ontology annotation, molecular function: DNA binding; DNA topoisomerase type I (single strand cut, ATP-independent) activity. Bases 1 to 2727 code for a protein of 908 amino acids. The record is from RefSeq and is a predicted model, not a curated record. The transcript is spliced from 4 exons. Lineage: Eukaryota; Fungi; Ascomycota; Sordariomycetes; Glomerellales; Glomerellaceae.